AUGGGAAAGCCUGCAAGAUGGUUAAAGAGUGUAUUACUUGGAAAGAAACCAUCUAAAUCCAGUGGUUCUAAAGACAAGGAGAGAAAUGUGAAUGGAAGAGAGGUAGUGGUCAUUUCAAAGAUCGAAGAAUCCGAUGUGGUCACGGAUCUUCCAUCCUUUGGAAAUGAACCUGUUCACACCAGUGGUGUGGUAGAGACAAAGACUAUAGAACAUGAAGUGGUCUCAGACGACGAGAUACAGCUUCCUGAGGAGGUCCAACUCCAACCAACAGACUCUCAGGAUGCUGCUUUUGUUCCUGACGAAUCUCUAUCCGAAUCAGAGAAAACCCAGCAAGAGAUUGCAGCAACUACCUUGCAGUCUGCUUUUAGAGGCUACUUGGCUCGACGUGCUUUCUGGGCGUUAAAAGGUAUAAUAAGGCUACAAGCGCUUAUCCGCGGUCACAUGGUUAGGAGGCAAGCUGUUUCGACUCUCUGCUGUGUUAUGGGAAUUGUUAGAUUGCAAGCACUUGCUCGUGGGAAGGAGAUCAGACAUUCUGAUAUUGGAGUUGAAGUUCACAGGAAAUGCCGGUUAAAUCAUCAGCCAUUAGAGAAAAAACUCUCUAGCAAUUCUGUUGUUGAUGAUAAACAUACUUACCUUGGAAUCAAGAAGCUAACUGCAAAUGCUUUUGCUCAGAAGCUUCUUGCUUCAUCGCCAAACGUGAUGCCUUUGCACCUCGACUAUGGUUCCUCCAAUUCAAUCUGGUUAGAGAACUGGUCAGCUUCUUGCUUCUGGAAACCAGUUCCUCAACCGAAGAAACCAUCAGUGAGAAAGACUCAGAAGAAGUUUGCCAGUAACUCUCAGACAGUGGAGGCUGAGUCUGCUUCCAGACUGAAGAAGAGUGUUCGCAAAGCCCCUUCUUCAAAUCUUGACAGUCCCUCGGCUGCUGCACAGACAUCAUUUGAGUUUGAGAAACCAAAACGUAGCUUCCGCAAAGUUUCAACUAGCCACUCUGCAGAGCCACUACCGGCUAUGGAAAAUCCUCAAGUUGAUCUUGAGAAAGUGAAACGUGGCUUGAGGAAAGUACAUAACCCUGUAGUUGAGAACUCUAUCCAACCUCAACCUGUUCUUCCACAGAAGGAGAUCGAGAAGCCAAGUCCGGCUGUAGAAGAGUCUGUGAAUGCGUUUGAUGAAGAGAAGAAAGAUGAAAUGGCUGACACUGUUGUUGAACAGCCUGAGGAUUUGAUCCACACUCUUGGACCAUUGGAAACCACUGAAGCAGUUGAUUCCACAAUGGUCAACCAAAUCGAAGAAAGUGAAGAAAAUGUAAUGGCUGAGGAAAAGGAAGAUGUGAAAGAAGAGAGCACUCCCAAACAGAACAGCAAGAAAGAGAACUCAGCUGGGAAAGAGAAUCAGAAGUCAGGGAAGAAGAGUUCUUUGGUUACUGCUACUCAAACCGCAGAGUGUCAAGAGAGUAGUAAUGGGAAUCAGACUAGCAGCCCGGGAAUACCGAGCUAUAUGCAAGCGACUAAAUCCGCAAAAGCAAAGCUGAGGCUACAGGACUCUUCAUCCCCAAGGCAACAAGGAGCUGAGAAAGCCACUAGACGCUACUCGCUACCAUCUUCAGGUAAUAAUGCAAGAGUCACUUCUGAUUCUCCUAAAACCACAAGACUCUCAAACUCUGGUGGCAAAAGCACCGGGAAGAAGACCGAGAAAACUCUGCUUUCGUCGUCCCGGGAAGGAAAUGGGAAGACAACUCCGGUAGAGUGGAAGAGAUGA
Microthlaspi erraticum is the source of this 1755-nucleotide messenger RNA. The record is from the annotation of a GenBank genome assembly. NCBI's taxonomy places the organism in Eukaryota, Viridiplantae, Streptophyta, Magnoliopsida, Brassicales, Brassicaceae.